This is a messenger RNA of Calidris pugnax (ruff), 2341 nucleotides long. RefSeq names its product protein AF1q-like. Gene Ontology annotation, cellular component: nucleoplasm; cytosol. NCBI's taxonomy places the organism in Eukaryota, Metazoa, Chordata, Aves, Charadriiformes, Scolopacidae. The coding region runs from base 224 to 772 and encodes 182 amino acids. The record is from RefSeq and is a predicted model, not a curated record. Gene Ontology annotation, biological process: positive regulation of mitochondrial depolarization; apoptotic signaling pathway; positive regulation of release of cytochrome c from mitochondria. The transcript has 3 exons.
CCACACCAAAACCUCCCUGCGCUUGGCCCACAAAGUGCCCUCCGACAGCCCAAGGUUUGGGGGUACAGCAGCACCCCAUUUCCUCAUGGGCAGGUAAAAGGAAACCUGUGCCAGCCGCUUGGAGGUGGAAAAUGGUCCGUUUUUCCCCCAAAAUCUGCGCUGGAGGCUGUGGGGGAAUCGCUGGGGGAAAUCUCCCUUAAUAUAUCCCCGUGGUGGGGGUCCAAUGCGCAGGAUCCCCCCCUCCCCUGCGCCUCCACGUCGUCCAUCCUCCUCCUCCUCCUCCUCCUCGGCGCGGGUGGGAGCCGCUGACUCAUCUGCCCGUCGUUUUUUUCUCCCCCCUCCACCCCCCCAGCGAGGAAGGGGAAUUCAUCGAGCGGAUUCGAGGGGCUGCAUUGCAGACCCAGACACGCCAGCAGACAAAAGGGACGCUGCGACGACACCCGCGGCUUCCCCCGGCACAAAGAGCCCGGCAUCGAGCCCACCCUUCCCCGACAGCCCGACGAUGCUGGACACCAUCAGCAGCCAGUACGACUCCUUCAUCUACUGGAGGAUGCCCAUCCCGCGGCUGGACGUGGCGGAGCUGGAGGGGCUGGGGCUAGCUGACGUGGCCCUCUACAAGCCCAAAGGAGGGUUGGGCAAGCUCACCGGCCAGCGGGACCGGGCCAGCCAGGACAUCUCCGAGGACGAGGACAGUCUGCUGCAGUUCAACAGCUUCAAUUUCUGGAGGGCUCCCAUCGCCAGCAUCAGCGCCUUAGAUUUCGAUCUAAUUUGAAGCCCUCCUUCCUCCCCCUCCGCGCCCCCCACCCCCCUGCCCUCCCCCUCUCUGCUAGGCAAGGAUUUGGCUUUGUUGUCGUCGGUUUGGAGGUUGGUUUUUUUGUUGUUUCCGGGUGGUUUUUGACAUCACUAGUUAACUCAGCAGUUCGCUUCGGCCCUGUUGGUGAUAGGCUCCCCACAAAGCUUCGACCUCUCUCCGCCUUCUCCCUCUUUUCCUCCCCUUCUUGCAAACACCACGAUGGUGCAAGCAGGGGGUAACAGCAUGGAGGGGGGGGAAAAUACAAGGGGAGGGGGCAGAAACAGGCACCCCAUUGCUCCAUGUCUUCACGCCAGCAAGUGCAGGAGCUGCUGGGGGGGUUUCUGUGUGACCCUGGGCGUCCCUGAGCUCUGGGACGAGCGUUUGAGCUCAUUUCUCCUGCAACGAGCUUUUUUAAGAAACUCAUUUGUGCAAAGGGAGCGGUGGGGGACGGGUGGGAAUCGUCUUCAUUUUGUGGAAAGCAUCGUCCCCUCCCAGGGACGCAGAGGCCCUCUGUCCUCCCCUGGCCCAGUUUCUCCAAAAGCCACUUCUCUCCUUAACCUUCUCCUCGGGAUAAUUGAGGUAGAAGAAGCGGGGGUGUGCCCAGGACACGAGCACAAACCUCUUUCUUUAAAGAAAUAAUUUCUUUGAGCCUUGUGGCUUGAGCCCAAGCAGGAGAAACAACAGCCAGGAGGGUAAAAUACACAUGGAAAUGCUCUGACUUUGCUUGGUGGGGUCAAAGCUAGAUGUUCACUGCCUGAAAUUUGAUUUUUCUCCCUUUUUUUUUUUAUCCCCCGCGUACCUUAUCCCAGGUGUGACUCCCAACUGGGAGGCUGGGUACCUCCUGGGGUCAGAUGUGUAACGGGGACUGAGCUGAAAGAUAAGAUGGAGAAUUUAGUUUGAUCUCACACCAAAACGAAAAUGUUUCUGGUUCCCCACCCAAUUAAUCAACCCCUUCAAAAAUAACAACAACAAAAAAAAUGCUGCAUUCACUCAAGUGGAAGCUUUGCAUUUCCCUCGGGGGAGGUUUUCACCUGCGCUCUCUGUGGGCUGAGGUUUAUUUCUGAGCAACAUCUCAAAAUGGGGAAAAAGAACCCCAACGCUGGAUCGUUUUUGGCUUUUAAACAGUUUAGUUGCAGGGUUGUUUUUUUCCCAAGAUUGCUUUCUGGGAGAGCAAACACUGUUUUGUCUUCUUGAAUGUGCUUUUUGGGGGUUUGUUUGGGGUGAAGUUGUGACAUGGAACAACCUGACACUGUCCUAAGAGUUGUGGGGGGUACAUGGCCGGGGGGAGGCUGAGGCAGCACUUAAAAGGUGCCCCCAAAAUAGGCAAAUAUUGGAAAAAUCUGCACUCUGUUGUGAAAAGGGAGCCCAGCUCUCCUGUAACCUGCAGGAACGGCCCAGCCUGAUGACUUCGAACCACCCGUGUGAAAACAGGGGGGAAAAUGUAAACUCUCCUACGCAGAGCUGCUUGGUUUCUGUGAUCCCAGCUGGGAAAACCCGCAGGCGAAGUAUUUAUUAUGAAACUCUAAAUAAAAUGAUUUAGGAAACAUA